Messenger RNA from Amaranthus tricolor (Joseph's coat), 722 nucleotides. RefSeq lists its product as uncharacterized. The record is from RefSeq and is a predicted model, not a curated record. The coding region runs from base 186 to 695 and encodes 169 amino acids. The transcript has 4 exons. Lineage: Eukaryota; Viridiplantae; Streptophyta; Magnoliopsida; Caryophyllales; Amaranthaceae.
GAGAAAUACAAAUUGAUGAAAAAGAGGAACCAACGACCCCAAUUGGGAUACAUAUAUCUCGACAGUCAUCAACAAGAUCACAUGAAGAACAAGGAGAACAACAACAACAAAGACAAGCUCGUGGUAAACGAGUCAAUUUCCAAACUAUCGAUGAAGACGAACCAGUAAGACAACCUUUUCCGGCAAUGGCACCUCCUAGUGGUAGAGCUGUUUCACAUGUGUGGUCGUAUUUCACAAAAGAACCAACCGAGAAUUCAGAUAUUUUCUUAUGCACUUGUCAAAUUUGUGAAAGUCAAGGAGUAAAGCCCUUAGUUUCAUACAAUUUCACCAGAGGUGGUGGUACGGGAUCUUUUAACAAACAUUUGGCAAAAAAGCAUGGAAUCACAAAAGAAACUCAUGCAGCAAGCGGGAGCGGGACCACAAGUGGAAGCCGACAGACACAAUGGGACAUUCCCAGCACAGGUAGAAGAGUUUUGGACGAAAAGCGAUCUCGUCUUGCUCCACAUAGUAUUCAAAUAUGUGUUUGCAAGAAAGAUUGGGAUCAAGCGGAGAUUCGAACACAAGGACUAAGGAAUGAUGAUGAUCAAGACGACGAUGAUGAUCCAUGGAUGAUGAUGGAUACAUCUGCAUCAUCGUCAGGAGGAGAGUCAGCGGAAGCAUCUAAUCAACCACAUGAUGAUGACGAAGACGAAUAGGAUCCAUCCGACAAGCGACAACGAUAA